Messenger RNA from Diuraphis noxia (Russian wheat aphid), 774 nucleotides. Its product is annotated as frequenin-2. The record is from RefSeq and is a predicted model, not a curated record. NCBI's taxonomy places the organism in Eukaryota, Metazoa, Arthropoda, Insecta, Hemiptera, Aphididae. Gene Ontology annotation, molecular function: calcium sensitive guanylate cyclase activator activity; calcium ion binding.
AUGGCUUAUGGUCAUGUACAAAGUGGUGUGAAAUGGUAUGGAGAAAGGAAGCUGGUGUAUCCCGGGGCUUUUCGUCUUUAUGAUGUCGACAACGAUGGUUUCAUAACCCGAGACGAGAUGUACAACAUCGUAGACGCUAUAUAUCAGAUGGUGGGUCAACAACCACAAGCCGAAGACGAAAAUACGCCACAAAAACGAGUGGAUAAAAUAUUUGAUCAAAUGGAUAAAAAUCACGAUGACAAACUUACACUGGAAGAGUUCCGGGAGGGUAGCAAGGCGGAUCCGAGAAUUGUGCAAGCGCUUUCACUCGGUGGAGACCAUAACAAUGCUACAGCUCCCCAAGUAGCCACCACAUAAGUCUGUCGGAUGAGAGUUUUUCCUACAGAUUGACUUUGUUAUCUAUAUUUUUUGUGUCUAAUUUUUUGUCCUUUACUUACACUAUAUUUUAAUAAUAUUGUAAUUUUUCUUAUAACAAUAUACUUAAACAUUUUUAUGAAUUCUUAUGUAAAUUACUGUACUCGGAAUAUUAUAGUUUAAUCUUACAGUUAUAACAAUAAUAUAAGAUUGUGUCUCAUACUCUUAUCCAUCUUAGUGGAUAGAAGAACUUUCAGAAUAAUAUGUAGCGCUUAUGUAUAUAAUUAUUAUAGGUAUUAUCAGCGUUAUGGUUUUAUACCUUCAUAAAUAAACGUGUAAUACAUGCGUUUAUUAUAUAUACGACUAAUUUUAAUAAUUUCUGUGUGAAAAAUAAAUUCAUACAUUGUGUAAGCACUUAUA